AUGCCGACUGAGGCGGAUUUAGAGAAAAUUCGGCGUGAGCGGGCGGCACGGUACCAACAACUGAGCGAGGCGGAGAAACCACGCGUGGAGCCAUGCCCCCAUUGUCAUGAACUGCCAUAUAAGAAGGAGGUUUGCCCAGAGACAGGCAUAUUUCACAAUCUUGAGCGGCACACGAUAGUGGGGGGCGCUGUGGUGCAGUCAAACAUUGUGCGUUCCUCCGAGCUCAUGGAGGCGAUUGACCGUUCACGUAUACGGUGGGUGGAGAGCCGGACGCAGAUGGUACGCGCGGAUGCCGUGUCGCUGAACCUAUUUCAGAGUUUUGUGCGACAACUGGACUGGUCGCUACAGCGUUACGGCAUUCUUUACGGUAAGUACGAUGCCAGCCUCAACCUAAUUGAGGUACACGCGAUAUAUGAGCCCGAGCAACAUGGCGAUGCGUACACGUUUCAUUAUCUCCCUGACAAACGUCUUCCGAAUGUUGACCGCAUUGCGGCGUUGUUGGGUCUUCGCCGUGUUGGUGCCGUCUGCACACACCCACCACGUGACAUAGAGGAGAUGGUGCUUAGUUCUCGCGAGAUUCUGCUUUGUGCCCGUGAGCAGUCGCGCUUUGGCGAUGAGUGUGUGCUGCUCACGAUGAGCCCAAGCCUCACGACAGGCCGUAUUGAGUGCCAGGCGUGGCAGACAUCACCGCAGGCAGUGCACUUCUACCGUCUGGGAGUCCUGCGGGAGAAGUCGGACGAUUACUCGGACCUUGAGAGUGCCAAGUAUGUCCACAGCAGCAUCCCACUUGAGGUGGCGCAGCAGGAAACGGACGAAAAGGGCCACCCGCGCGUCGUGACAAUGGCGCCUAGCCACGACAUUGACACACGUUGGUUUACUAGUUACGUCGCGGUGCAGCAGUUUGAGUCGCCGGUGGUACGAAAUCUUUUCAUGCGUGUGUCACGGCCUGGCAUGGAGCCGCCAGCGAUGAUUAACCUCCGCAACUACAUGGAGGACCCAAAGCGACGCAAAGUACCGUUGAUUGAAAAACUUGCGGACUUUCACGUUCUUAUAUUUCUUGCAGAAAGCGUUUUUUCUGUGGCAGACGACAUGCCGGUUAUUAUUGGCGCCAUUACUAAGCAACGGCCGGCGGAGGACGCGAUGCAUUACGGGGAGGUGCUGAAGUUGUACUUGGAGCAAUGA
Messenger RNA from Trypanosoma cruzi, 1182 nucleotides. RefSeq lists its product as uncharacterized. The transcript has a single exon. Bases 1 to 1182 code for a protein of 393 amino acids. NCBI's taxonomy places the organism in Eukaryota, Euglenozoa, Kinetoplastea, Trypanosomatida, Trypanosomatidae. The record is from RefSeq and is a predicted model, not a curated record. Gene Ontology annotation, biological process: ubiquitin-dependent protein catabolic process. Gene Ontology annotation, molecular function: ubiquitin binding; ubiquitin protein ligase binding. Gene Ontology annotation, cellular component: nucleus.